AUGUCCUCACUGCAAAGACGAAGUUCAAAACUUUUAUCCCUUCGCUGGAUCUAUCGCCCGGCAGUAUUUAGGCUAGCAUUACCACAGAGCCGAUUUAUUUCAGAAGGUGCAAAUACCAGCAACUCUCAAAGUAUCGAAAGCAGCAUCAAUGGCUUUCAGUCUGAAAAGGCACCACUUCGCGAACGUUUUUCACGAUGGGCCAGUCGGUUCUUGCCGAGAUCGACGUUGCGUGCCAUCGACAUGGUUGCUGCUGUUCAUCGGUUUUACCGUCAAGUGAUACAACAAUGCGACUACUCGCCAUCCUCUCUCACAACACAAUCGUGCUGGUGGUAUAAAGAAUGUGGACUGUCUAUGUCGUUUCAGUCAUGGUUCCAGGUGGCACAAUUGCAUAUUUGGCUUCUCACAACUCGUAUCCGAUGCUUCCCAAAGGACCAGGCAUCAGCGUUCUCGCAGGCACUCGCUGACGUGUUUUUUGAAGACAUGGAGCGGCGCAUGAGUCUUGACUUCGAAAUACACAGUAACCGUAUGGUUCAAACGUACUUAAGAGACUUUAACCAGCAGCGAUCGGGCGCCGUGUAUGCGUACGAUCAAAGCUUCUUAAGCGGUGAUGCUGAGAUGGCUGCCGCUGUCUGGCGAAACUUAUUCCGCUCGUCUGAGGAAGUAGACAUGCGCCUGCUUGCUCUCAUUGUGGCAUAUAUACGUGCAAACGUAACACACCUAAGCAAUCUUUCGGAUUCAGUCCUAAUGAAUGAGACGCCUCAACUGUUUAUCCCUAUCAACUCGUUGGAAAAUGCCGUGCACCCUGAAAAUGCAUAG
This is a messenger RNA of Schizosaccharomyces japonicus yFS275, 816 nucleotides long. RefSeq names its product ubiquinol cytochrome-c reductase assembly protein Cbp3. Bases 1 to 816 code for a protein of 271 amino acids. The transcript has a single exon. NCBI's taxonomy places the organism in Eukaryota, Fungi, Ascomycota, Schizosaccharomycetes, Schizosaccharomycetales, Schizosaccharomycetaceae. Gene Ontology annotation, biological process: mitochondrial respiratory chain complex III assembly. The record is from RefSeq and is a predicted model, not a curated record.